Symbiodinium sp. CCMP2456 is the source of this 1467-nucleotide messenger RNA. Lineage: Eukaryota; Dinophyceae; Suessiales; Symbiodiniaceae. The record is from the annotation of a GenBank genome assembly.
AUGGCCUGCGCGCCGGACACGGCCAAGCGCAUGGCCUUGUGGCGUUGGCUCAUCGCCGACGAAGUGGGCAUGAUCAGCUCGCGGCUGCUGGCACAAGUGGAGCUGCGCACCCAGGGGUGUGUGCCGGGCUCAAGCCGGUGGAAGCACGACGCCGCCGGCAAGGCCAGACCCUUCGCGGGGCUCAACGUCCUCUUCAGCGGCGACUUCUGGCAACUCCCACCACCCGAAGGAGGCUUUCUCGCGGAUUUGCCACUCAGGCUCCGGGCUCCGGGCAAGGCCGCCGCGGCGGGCCAGACGCGGGACCCACUCGUCGAGCACGGCCAGAGCCUCUUCUGGGACGGUGCGGUGCAGGGCGUCACCGAGCUGCUCGAGCGCGUGAGAUGCAAGGACAAAUGGUGGAACGAGGUCGUGGACGAAAUGAGGGACGGGAGGCUCUCGGAGAAGAACCACAAAUACCUCCACGGCAAGAGGGUGGAAGGCUGCACCCUCUCCCCAGAGGAGCGGCGAUCUCGACAGCGCGUCCUGGUGGACGGUCCCUGCGACCAACGCCUCCACGAGGAGAAGUUCCUGAACGCCACCGUGGUCGUGGCCAACAACGACGCCAAGUACCAAAUCAAUAAAGAUCGCGCCAAAGCCUACGCGCUGGCCGCCCAGACCCCUUUGCGCUGGUCCGUGGCCAAGGACCGAGCCGGCGCGGAGGCGCUCCAGACCCAGGCCUGCGACAAGCAGGCGAAAGUCCGAUGGCUGCAAUACCAUGACAUGGACACGGAGGGGCUCUGUGGCAUGCUUCCCUUGGCCGUCGGCAUGCCUGUAGCGCUGACCCACCACGUGGAUCGCUCCAAGAAGUCGCUCUUGAAGGGCCGCAUCGGCCACGUGCAUUCGUGGGAAUGGCUUGAGAACGAGCAGCAGCCGAGCGUGGUGUACGUGAAGUUCGAGGACGCCGACUGGAAGCUCGAGGGCACGGAGGAGGUUGGCCUCUACCCGAUCACGCGGACCACUCGAAACUGGAAACUGGACAAGAACCGGAAGCCACCGAAGCUGGGAGUCGACCGGGAGCAGAUCCCGCUCGUGCCGGCUUUCGCGAUCACGGCCCACGCCAGCCAAGGCAAGACGCUGAUCGCCGUCCUCCUCGACCUGAACGUGGAUUCCAGGACCCACGCAGCCUACGGCACCGUUGUGGCGAGCCGGGUCCGCAGCAGACACGACUUGCUCAUCCUGCGGCCCUUUCCGCUCUGGCUCUUCCAGCGCGGUGCCACGGAAGGCCCCGGGCUACUCCUCCGCAAGCUGCGAGGCGACCACAUUGACUGGGAGGCCCUCCACGAGGCACGCUGGCCCAGAGCCCCCUGCCAGACGUGCAAGAAGCGCAAGAGCUGGGACCAGUUCGCCCACGCACAGUGGGAGCUCAUUCGCUCGAACCGUGAUGGAAAGUGCCUGGAGUGUCAGCGAGCCGACAACCCGAAGGGCCCG